AUCGACUCGGCGGAUCGAUUCGCUGGCACUUUAUUUCCUGAUCACGCCGGGCAGGUGGUGGCGUUGUUGCGUGUGGAGCGGCGUUAAAUAUGGAGGGGGCGAUGUCUCUGGUGGUGUUCCUCCUCUUCUCAAUGACGGGAACCACAUGGUGUCACGUCUCCUGCCUCAACGGGGAGGGGAAAUCCGUGGAUUGGUUCAUAGUCUACAAGCUGCCCAAGGGAAAAGAUUACCUCUACUUGGACAAAUCAACGCAGAGCUGGCAGAAGGCCCAAGUUGAUGUCGAUGACAAUUCCAGCCCUGUUUACCAGACGGUCAACCAGCUCUACAACGGGAACACGACCGAGGCCGGCGACGUCGCCUUCGUUCUCUAUAACGAUGAACCACCCAACUCCCCUCGCUACGACAGCAUCUGCGGCCACACCAAAGGUGUCGUGAUGCUGGACGGGGCGGGCGGCUUCUGGCUCGUGCACAGCACGCCGCACUUCCCGCCGUCGGUGCCGGGGCCGUUUGCAUGGCCCCACACGGCGCUGCGCUACGGCCAGUCCUUCCUGUGCGUCUCCUACGGUUUCGACCAGUUCAGCGACAUCGCCCUGCAGCUGCGCUACAACGAGCCGGACCACUACAGCUGCCAAGUCGGGGCCCAGCUCCAGGACAAGUUGCCCGACCUGCAGGCGCUGUGCGCCAAAACGAAACUGCAGGUGGAGUCCACGACGCGUGUUGUCGAGCUCACCUCCUCCGCCGGGAAAACCUUCCGCAGCUUCGCCAAGACACACCACUUCGACGACGAUCUGUACGUUGACUUGGUGGCACCCAACCUCAAGAGCAGCCUCUAUCUGGAAUCGUGGGUCCACGGCGUCGGGGUGUUCGACUCAAACUGCUCGGGCGAGUUCUGCGUUUGCCGCGUCUCUUCCAUCUCCCUGCCGAGCGUUGCCCCUUUCUCCUCCGAGGAGGACCACUCCAAGUGGUGUGUGUCGCAGACAGGCGGGUCCACCAGCGGCGGGGCCUGGACCUGCGUGGGUGACAUCAACCGUAACCGCGGCGAGGAGUACCGGGGGGGCGGAACAGUGUGCACCGAUGACCCCACAAUCUGGGCCGCCUUUGCCAAGGCCACGACCCGCGUGAAUCCCUGUCCGGCUGGGCCGCGAGACAACAACAACAACAACAGGGGGUCGUGUGACUGUGCUGUGCCCGCAUGCCGUGCCGGCUACGUUGGCUUGCCUGGCUUGUAGGGGCUAUGAGGAGGGUAAAGGGGUUAACGCAGAGUCUGAAGUGCAUAACGCUCUUUAACGCGGAGACUCCCUGAUUAGCUUCAUGAACUUGCGAGGGUUAUCUCGUGGUAAUGGGUAGAGACUGCUGUAACAAACGCUUAUUGCGCUGGCUUGCCUAUAUCGUACGAGUGAACACACAGUAAUUGGUGUGUGCACCGCCAUACGGCUAGAGACUCUUUGAUUGCCUGGCUCGUAGGGGUUAACAGUCAUGGGUACCCACUGCUACGGGGUCUUGAAUGGGCACCACUGUAACAUAGAGACUAGGCACUGGCUUGCCUAGCUUCUAAGGGUUAACAGCGAUGGGUACGUGCCACUAUAGCAAAGCACUUCCCUGUUGCACUGGCUUGCCUGGCGUGUAGAAGUUGCAAGGGUUCAGAGUUUAAUUAUUUGACGCAGUCCGAGGUGUGUGAUGCUGUAAUACUGAAACUCUGUUAAUGGGAUGCGUUGACUAACUUGUAAGGGUUAAAACUGAUUAAUAGGCACUCGCCGCUACUUUGCGGAGGCUUGAUUAUCGUGCUGGGAUUGCCUGGCUUGUAAGAAUUAACACAGGGUCUUGGGUACGUAAUUGCUGUAACAGAGACUCUCAAUGUAAUAUCGCCUCCCAGCUUGUAAGGGUUCACGUGAAAUAAGGGGUGGUAUGCAGUGAGGCUCGCUUAAUGUACCGGCUUGCGAUUUGUGGGAAACACACUCGAGCGCAAAUAAUGUGCAAGUAAAUACUCUGUUGAGUGUUUCUUUUUUAUUGUGUGGAAUCUCACAAUUGGGUUAGCUUAGCUGGACUGCGAUGUAAAUAAUCUCUGCGAUGCACACGGAUACUUCCUUGUGGCACUGGCUCGUUAGGUUUGUCAUUUUGCAUUGCCGACGCGACAGAUUGUGCUUUUAUUGGUGAAUCGCGUUCAUUUGCCCGGUGUAAGCUCCUGGUCCACAGUUUGAGCGACGCGCUCCGCUUUGGCGUUCAGGGUUUCUCUCAAACCCCAAUCCUCGCGAUUCGCUGUCGCACGUCUUCUUGAGUUUUGUACCAAGUGUCAUGCGUUCAAAUACAAAUCCAGAGGUUACAAGCUGCACACGCCUGGUGAUUGCAAAACAUGUUCCACUUGUAAUUAGAGAACGGAAGUUCUAAGUACGUGUGUCCCACAUGACGCAGAGAUGAUUAUUAAUUGAAGUUAAGACAAUUUGUGUGUAGGUGCGUCACAUGGUGGCACAGUGGUGGUUAGCACACUGCACAACAAGCCUGGCGACUCAUUCGGCCACCUUCAGUGACGAACAUGUGAACUGGUUUUGGACUUCCCAAGGCCAACUCGGCCUUCUAUGUGUGUGCCUAGUGCGGUGUGUGACACGUUACCAUUGGGGAGACAAAUGCAGCCCAGGCGGGGUCCUGGCCACCACCCACCCCUCUGUGUUCCGUGUUGGCCUUCACAGGUGCUCUCUAACAGCACUUGCCCCAACAGUCUGUGAAAGACUAUACGGUGGAUAUUUGUCUUUGUACGUGAAGUGCCCGAGCUGAUGGAGAAGAUAAUAGCUCUGUACGUCAUGGGAUGGGGGUGCGCUACUGGACAUCUGUGAAGAAAAGCUGCAUUACUCAUCAGGUUCCACCAGUCUAAAUAUUGUGAUUUUGCAGUAAUGGGGCACGUGCAAGUAGGUACCAACUGACUUAGUAUUUGAAUGGAGAGGACACGUGACUGAGAUUAUUGUGCACGCAAUGUGUGAUGAUAAUUAUGUUAAUGUACCAUUUUUGGGCUCCCACCAGACCAGUUAUAUAGGGCUCUACAGGCUGCAGGGUGCCACAGUUGCGAGAUGUUAACUGCCUCACCUGGUAUACAGGAGGUCGUUGGUUCGACCCUGACGCCUGCUGUAUAUUUGGAGUUUGCAUGUCUCUGUCCCCGUGGUCGCGUGGAUUUUCUCCAGGUUCUCUGGGGGUUCCCACUCACAUUUAGAAACAUGCGUUUCGAGUAUUUGGUUGUUAUAAAUUUCCACAUGAUAAGCCACUUAGUUGAGCUAUCAUUUGUGGACAGGUCGCUUCUGAAAAAGAGCUACAUGGCUCAGCGGGCCUUAUCUGGUCAAAUAAAAAUAGAAUAAUCGUUUUUAAUAAUUUUAGCAUUCGCACAUCCGGCAGAGAAAGCUCUCAUGAUGAUGCCACUGCCAUUCAAUUUUUCGUAUUAACUGCAUGAAUUCUAAAAUAUAUCUAUUUUAUACAAAGUGUUUUUUGUUACUGGCCACUUGGCAUAUUGGGCUUGUGCUCAGAAACCGCGAUGAUACACGUAUAAUAUCUACGAUUUGCAGCCUGUCAGCCAACACUGGUAUAAACAUGGGCAUUUUCGUUGCUUUUCUAUUAUGUACAUCCACAGUGACUUGCGCACAAACACGUCGUUGACCACGACCACGAGUACCCCGUCCCUCUGUUAGCCCCGCCCCCUCCCGAUACGUUCCAUUCAUUGGCUACCACAUUCGGAUAAACCCCUCCUCUCCCUCCCCCCUUAACUGGUACUUAAGAGCUUACAUCUUGAAUCCCUCCCUCACUUGAUGCAGCAAAUCUGGCUGUGACGGUCCCACCUGACGACGGAGACUUGUGUUGCCUCGGAAACGUCGUGAUUUUUAUUGUUUUAUUUUUAUUAAUUUUAAUUUCAUUUUUUACCUACAUGGUGACUUUACCGAAAGAACUAAGAGCAGGAAGGGGGAGUCGCUGCUGCUCACGUCACUCGGCCUGCUGGCGUGGCUCGUGUGCAGUGCCUCCACUCGUGUUGAUGGGGGGGAGGGGGCUAUAGGGGACUGAGCCCCCCCCCCCCUCUGCUCAAGGCUCGGCCCUCCUAAAUUCUCAUAGUUUAAUUCUAGAUUUGAAGCUUUCGUGACUGCAAGGAUUCAUACUCUUAGGUUUUUUUUCGGUAAAGUCACGUAGGUAAAAAAUGCAAUUAAAAUUAGUAAAAAUAAUAGAAAUAAAAUAAUAAUCUUAUAUUUCGAUUGAAAGCUUUUGUGACUGCAGGGAUUCAUCUUCUUGGUUCUUUCGGUAAAGUCACGUAGAAGGGAAAUAAUAAAAAUAAAACAUAAUAAAAUAUGAUUUUAU
This is a messenger RNA of Lethenteron reissneri (Far Eastern brook lamprey), 4323 nucleotides long. Its product is annotated as deoxyribonuclease-2-alpha-like. Gene Ontology annotation, biological process: apoptotic DNA fragmentation. Lineage: Eukaryota; Metazoa; Chordata; Hyperoartia; Petromyzontiformes; Petromyzontidae. Gene Ontology annotation, molecular function: deoxyribonuclease II activity. The record is from RefSeq and is a predicted model, not a curated record.